GACCCGCCCGCCGUCAGCUUAGGUUGAGGCACCCUGCGUGUGUCUAUAACUUUGUGCUGCUGCCGCGGCCGCCCUGCUCGUGUAAGGGAGGAGGAGGAGGAAUGUGGAAGGCGGCGGCGCGCAGGCUGACAGGCGUUUCCUCAGGCGGGCUGCGGCGGCAGCCGGAGCGCCUCUCCUUCGCCGAGGUUGCGCGCCCCCUCCUCGCCGUGCCCCGGGCCCGCGCGGGAUUGUGCGUCCUCCCCACUCGUCCCUGAAGGGAAGGAACUGAGGCGGCGGCAGUAGCGGCAGCGGCUCCCGGGAGCCCGAGCCUUCGCGGCGCCCCCGUCCCUCCCCCGCCGCACCCCGCCCCGGCGCUAGAGGAGAGCGCGAGAGCCCGAGCCGCGGGCGGGCGGGCGGGCGGGCGGCGAAGAUGGCAGAGGCACCGGCCUCCCCGGCCCCGCUCUCUCCGCUCGAAGUGGAGCUGGACCCGGAGUUCGAGCCCCAGAGCCGGCCGCGCUCCUGUACGUGGCCCCUGCAGAGGCCAGAGCUCCAGGGGAGCCCGGCCAAGCCCUCAGGGGAGACGGCCGCCGAUUCCAUGAUCCCCGAAGAGGAGGACGAUGAAGACGACGAGGACGGUAGCGGUAGGGCCAGCUCGGCCAUGGCGAUCGGCGGCGGCGGGAGCGGCACGCUGGGCUCCGGGCUGCUCCUUGAAGACUCGGCCCGGCUGCUGGCUCCUGGAGGGCAGGACUCCGGGUCCGGGCCAGCCCUCGCGGCGGGCGCGCUGAGCGGGGGGACGCAGACGCCGCUGCAGCCUCAGCAGCCACUGCCACCGCCGCAGCCGGGGGCGGCUGGGGGCUCCGGGCAGCCGAGGAAAUGCUCGUCGCGGCGGAACGCCUGGGGAAACCUAUCCUACGCCGACCUGAUCACUCGCGCCAUCGAGAGCUCCCCGGACAAACGGCUCACUCUGUCCCAGAUCUACGAGUGGAUGGUGCGCUGCGUGCCCUACUUCAAGGAUAAGGGCGAUAGCAACAGCUCGGCCGGGUGGAAGAACUCUAUUCGGCACAACCUGUCACUGCACAGCCGUUUCAUGCGGGUCCAGAAUGAGGGGACUGGCAAGAGCUCUUGGUGGAUCAUCAACCCUGAUGGGGGGAAGAGCGGGAAGGCACCCCGGCGGCGGGCUGUCUCCAUGGACAACAGCAACAAGUAUACCAAGAGUCGUGGCCGUGCAGCCAAGAAGAAGGCAGCCCUGCAGACAGCCCCCGAGUCAGCAGAUGACAGUCCUUCCCAGCUCUCCAAGUGGCCUGGUAGCCCCACGUCACGCAGCAGUGACGAGCUGGAUGCGUGGACCGACUUCCGCUCACGCACCAAUUCCAAUGCCAGCACGGUCAGUGGCCGCCUGUCACCCAUCUUGGCAAGCACGGAGUUGGAUGACGUCCAGGAUGAUGAUGCACCGCUCUCCCCCAUGCUCUACAGCAGCUCAGCUAGCCUGUCACCCUCUGUAAGUAAGCCAUGCACCGUGGAGCUACCACGGCUGACCGACAUGGCGGGCACCAUGAAUCUGAAUGAUGGGCUCUCUGACAACCUCAUGGAUGACCUGCUGGAUAACAUCACACUCCCAUCGUCCCAGCCAUCGCCCACCGGAGGGCUCAUGCAGCGGAGCUCUAGCUUCCCAUACACCGCCAAGGGCUCUGGCCUGGGCUCUCCAACCAGCUCCUUCAAUAGCACGGUGUUUGGACCCUCAUCUCUGAAUUCCCUGCGCCAGUCUCCCAUGCAGACCAUCCAAGAGAACAAGCCAGCUACCUUCUCUUCCAUGUCACACUAUGGCAACCAGACACUCCAGGACCUGCUCACUUCAGACUCACUCAGCCACAGCGAUGUCAUGAUGACCCAGUCAGACCCCUUGAUGUCUCAGGCCAGCACCGCUGUGUCUGCCCAGAACUCCCGCCGGAACGUGAUGCUUCGAAAUGACCCAAUGAUGUCCUUUGCUGCCCAGCCUAACCAGGGGAGUUUGGUCAAUCAGAACUUGCUCCACCACCAGCACCAAACCCAGGGCGCUCUCGGUGGCAGCCGUGCCUUGUCGAAUUCUGUCAGCAACAUGGGCUUGAGCGACUCCAGCAGCCUUGGGUCAGUCAAACACCAGCAACAAUCUCCUGUCAGCCAGUCUAUGCAAACCCUCUCAGACUCUCUCUCAGGCUCCUCCUUGUACUCAGCUAGUGCAAACCUUCCCGUCGUGGGCCACGAGAAGUUCCCCAGCGACUUGGACCUGGACAUGUUCAAUGGGAGCUUGGAGUGCGACAUGGAGUCCAUUAUCCGUAGUGAACUCAUGGAUGCCGAUGGGUUGGAUUUUAAUUUUGAUUCCCUCAUCUCCACACAGAAUGUUGUUGGUUUGAACGUGGGGAACUUCACUGGUGCUAAGCAGGCCUCAUCUCAGAGCUGGGUGCCAGGCUGAAGGAUCACUGAGGAAAGGGGAAGUGGGCAAAGCAGACCCUCAAACUGACACAAGACCUACAGAGAAAACCCUUUGCCAAAUCUGCUCUCAGCAAGUGGACAGUGAUACCGUUUACAGCUUAACACCUUUGUGAAUCCCGCACCAUUUUCCUAACCCAGCAGAGACUGUUAAUGGCCCCUUACCCCGGGUGAAGCACUUACUCUUGGAACAGAACUCUCUAUAUAUAAAGUAUGCAAAAUCUUCCUUGUACGGGGUGAUGAGCCACCUGCCAGCAAAGGACAGCAUCCUGUCAGCACCACCCACCCUCGUUCAGAGCACACCGUGAGCUCCUGUUGGCAAUUCUGUGGUGUAUUCAUAUCACGAUGGUUUAUGGGAUGUUUUAAGUGUUGUUUUUGUGUUUGUUUUCCUUUGACUUUCUGAGUUUUUCACAUGCAUUAACUUGCAGUAUUUUUAUGUUAAAAUGUUAAUCAUCCUUCCCCUGGCGAAUUUAAAACCAGAAGGAAAAUGUUGUACCAAUUACUGUUCUGGCUUUGGUCAUCACAAGCAUUUGAUCCCUUGGAACUCCAUAAACUAACAAAUUACAUAAACCAGAGGGGGAUUUUCUUUCUUCUUUUGUUUGGUAGAAAACUAUCCUUUUCUAAAAACAAACGAUGGCACAACUGUUUGCUGUGCACACCAGUUCAGGACUGAAUCCUGCACAGGCAAAACGAGUGGAGUGUGGCACUCGACCCAGUGUGUUUUAGUUCUGAGUCAGGUGCUCAGGGGGUGAGACCCCCAGCACCUAGUCUGCAGUUGCCAGGUCAGUGGGUCUCUUGGUCUCCUGGCAUGAUCCUCAGCUAAUGCAGUGAACAGUGAUGGUAUGUGGGUUAGAAAUUAGGAUGUUUUCAAGAAUGAAAUCAGCUCAGCUGCCCACUCGUUCCCAAAUACCACUAGAGGAUUUAGUUUUAAGGAGAAAA
Molecule: messenger RNA, 3384 nt
Organism: Herpailurus yagouaroundi (jaguarundi)
Lineage: Eukaryota; Metazoa; Chordata; Mammalia; Carnivora; Felidae
Gene: FOXO3
Product: forkhead box O3
Exons: 4
Coding region: 410-2428 (672 amino acids)
Biological process (GO): regulation of transcription by RNA polymerase II
Cellular component (GO): nucleus; mitochondrial matrix
Molecular function (GO): RNA polymerase II cis-regulatory region sequence-specific DNA binding; DNA-binding transcription factor activity, RNA polymerase II-specific
Source: RefSeq, a predicted model, not a curated record